CAGAAGAAAAGGCCUCCUCUGCCUUUUCACCGAUCACGCUCUGUUCCAGCAUUCAACAAAGAUGGGAGUCUAAGGCAAUCAGGUGUUUUCCGGGUGAUUCCUACUCCGAACAUGACACCAACCAGAAAUAUUAAUAAACUUGACGACACGAAUGUUGAUGGCGGAGAAGAUGUUCCUGAGGAAGAAGCCGUGUGCAGAAUCUGCAUGGUAGAAUUGGGAGAAGAUUCGGAAGCCUUCAAGAUGGAGUGUAUGUGUAGAGGUGAAUUAGCUCUUGCACACAAAGAGUGUACAAUCAAAUGGUUCACCAUUAAAGGAAACAGAACAUGCGACGUGUGCAAGCAAGAGGUUCAGAACCUCCCUGUCACCCUUCUCCGCAUGCAGGAUUCUCAUUUUAAUUUUGGAGCUACCGAGGCUACUCACUUCAGGCAAGUCAAAAUCCAAACAAAUACCACAUUCGAUGUUUAUGGAUGUUAUUUGACCGGUAACUCUCGUCCUUUUUUUCAGUGUAUGGCAGGACGUUCCAAUUCUUGUCAUUGUAAGCAUGCUUGCAUACUUCUGUUUCCUCGAGCAGCUUCUGCUAACCAAAAUGAAAUCAGGCGCCAUUGCAAUAUCUUUACCUUUCUCUUGUGUUUUUGGUCUUCUUGCCUCGAUGACGUCAACUACAAUGGGUAAGAGUUAGUGAAUAGUUUGACAUAAAAAUCACUUAUUAUCAGUAUAAUUGAUCUUGGUCAUUAAUUUGUAGUGAAGAAGCAAUAUGUAUGGAUUUACGGCACAAUUCAGUUCGGUCUUGUAGUUUUUUUCUCUCACAUUUUCUUCUCAUUGGUAAGUUUUUUUUUUAAUCAAAAUACUCUGCUUCUUGUUGUAUCUUCCUAAUUUAUGUUUGGUUUUACUUGUGCAGGUUCACAUGCAGCCGGUUGUGUCUAUUCUCUUAGCCACAGUGGUUGGUUUCGGACUCACCAUGAGCGGUGCAACGGGUAUCGUCGAGUUUUCAAAAUGGAGGAGACGCCGGUGGACAGCUGAACUUCCAAGCAGUAGUCAGGUGGAUCCACCACCAGUUCAGAGUAUCUCUGGAUCAUGAAACUGAAGCUAGAGCUCUGGAGCGGUUUAUGGUAACCAAAUCAGACCCAUUUUGGGUCGAGUUGUCAGGACAUCUGGAUGGUGAUCCAUCUAUUUAGAGACGUGAGAAUAGAUUGGUCAUUUGGGUGGUCUCUUUUGUGUGUGAAUGUGAGUGUAUAUCAGCUGGUGUGUUCUAAAAGUUUGUUUUUGAUACUUUCUUGUACAAAAAAUAAAUAAAUACAAAGGAAGUGUUUUGGCCUGUAUAAAUUUUGUAUCAUUUGGGACAUUAAUCUCUGGCAAGUAUAGUACUUGGAACAAACCUCAUUGAUACUUCUAUUGAAUAUGAAGGAAAACUGUUCUAUGUCCAAAAUGAUACAUUUGGGACAUUAAUCUCUGGCAAGUAUAGUGUUUAAAAAAAAGGAUAAUAUUUUUAAUCUGCUAAACAGUAUUUUAUCCGUUCAUGAAAGAUGAAUUUUCUAUAGUAUUUAGUUUACCCAUAAAUGAAUAGAAUUACAUUGUUACAAAAAAAAAAUAGAAUUACAUAAAAUUUAGUAAAUUUAAUAAGGUAUGUAUGUAUCUAUUCCUCAUGUAAUUAAAUGCAUAGAGUUGCUCAGCCGGAAGCUGUUGCAGAGGAACAACAUCAUGCUAAGACAUCUGAAGCUCAAAGAUCACCUGCUGGACGAUAUGUUAUAAGUCUUAACAUUGGUGUUCUUAAGGUCCAAGGUUGCUCUGUCCCAGUGGAGGAGGCAGGAUAAUUAAUCAUAGGGGCAAAAUAUUUUUUAAAUAGAAAACUGCAUAAAUACUAGUGGACUUCAUUUGAAUUCAAAUGUGAUAGGGGUCAAAAAUGUUAUUUGAUCGAGAUCAUCUUUAAAAAAUGGUAAAGCUUAAAGUAUAUUCUCAUGUGGGUCAAUUGACCCCCUCCCUAAUAAGCUGCCUCCACCACUGCUCUGUCCACCUGUGAGCAAGCUUAGAAAGUUAGGAUUAAAACUGACGAAUUCAGAGAAAUGGAAGGAACAUGGCCGGUGUUUAAUCUUCUACCUUUGUGUCGACUUCAUGAUCCAUUAAAGGAACUUGCCUAUCCAAGUUACUGCAUGUGUCAGUGCCUUCGUGACAUGGAUCAUUAGCUCAAGUACUGAACAAGGGAAGUGUUUGUGUUAAGAGAUGAACUUGUAUCAGACGCCGUGUUCUUAGUACCCCCUUUUUCUUUAAACACCAAAACAGCCAAACUUAGUAACUGAUACUACCACCUCCGGUAGCUAUUCUAACUUGUAACUUUCACCAAAUUGGUUAAACAAGCUCACCGAAGAGAAACUGGCCGGAAUUACAAAGAUCUUCUAAAUUAGUAGUAUUAUAUCAUUAUGGUUUAUACUUAAAGGUAUUAUAACUGACGUAUCAUAGUUAUAGUUAUAGUUUACCAAUCGACACAGGGGUAGAGAUUUGGUAGAGUUAGCCGAGGUAGAGUAGUACCCUUGAGCAAUUAUUCUGUGUCAGCCAUUGAAACUCUCAAUUACUUUCACAUCUUCUAUUGCUUUUUUAAAAAAAAGUUUCUGCUUCUGUUAUUAUCUUCUUUUCUACAAAAAAAAGUGAUUCAUUUUGGAUUUUUCCAUAAUUUCCAAAGUAUCUAGAAAGGAAAGAUUUGUAUGUCAUCUGAUAUAUUUUAAUAAUUGGUUAUAUGAACUACUAAUCUGAGUUUAUUAUCUAAAGAAACAUUUUCGGCUGAAAAGUUAGCUAGUUGCCACACUCAUUUGGCAUUAAGGGCAUGUGAAAAAGACACAUGUGAACUACCAGAAGGGAUCCAUCCGCAUCCAUUCCUAUAUUAUAUAUUCAUUGUAUUGGAUUAGUUAGACCUCAUAUUUUUAUUUAGAAUUCAAGAGUUUUCUAUAAUUUGGUUGAAUAUUCGUAUUAUUCUAUGGAUUUUGGUUUCGAGUAAGUCGGAUGUUGCAUCCUUUCCCCUUCCUUGUCUCGAGAGUCAGAUAAUAAUUUGAUGUAGAUACACGGUUGACCAAUUGUAAAUAAACAAAUGUACUCAUAAUAAAUUAACUAUAGAUUGAAUCAUAUAUGGAGAUCAUGUGCA
Brassica napus (rape) is the source of this 3130-nucleotide messenger RNA. RefSeq lists its product as uncharacterized. The record is from RefSeq and is a predicted model, not a curated record. Gene Ontology annotation, molecular function: zinc ion binding. The annotation marks the transcript as partial. The transcript is spliced from 4 exons. NCBI's taxonomy places the organism in Eukaryota, Viridiplantae, Streptophyta, Magnoliopsida, Brassicales, Brassicaceae.